Molecule: messenger RNA, 1641 nt
Organism: Fimicolochytrium jonesii
Lineage: Eukaryota; Fungi; Chytridiomycota; Chytridiomycetes; Spizellomycetales; Powellomycetaceae
Exons: 6
Coding region: 129-1526 (465 amino acids)
Cellular component (GO): U2AF complex; commitment complex; U2-type prespliceosome
Molecular function (GO): pre-mRNA 3'-splice site binding; poly-pyrimidine tract binding
Source: RefSeq, a predicted model, not a curated record
AACCACCCUUCGCGAAAAAAUUCUCACCCUCGAAGAAAAAGUGUUUAACGCCGAGCAGAUCGAGUCCGAGGUGGUUGUGCUAAGGGCGCAGGUUGCCGCCAUGGACGUGCAGAGGGGGGAGCAGACGAAUGCGCAUCAGCAGCAGCUGGAAGCUUUGUAUGCGACGAUUAAGGCGUUGGAGCAGGAGAUGGCUGAUCAAUCGGCUGCUACAGGAAUUGGCGGCUAAGAACCAACGCAUCGCAGAGCUCGAAAAAGCGCUGGCGGAGCAAACGCAGAAGAAUGCACAGUUGGUCAAUGCGGGACAGAACUCGGCAGCCCAGGAACGCGAAAUCGACUCCUUACAACAGACCGUCCAGCGGCUGGAACGGGCGCUUGUUGAGCAAUCACAUAAGCAGACGCAAGCACCCCCGGGGCAACCACAACCCACCCCCGACAUCACGGCCCUACAACAACGCAUCGAAACCCUCGAACAAGCCCUCGAAGCCGAGCACCAGAAAUACGCAACCCUCGAGACCGACCACGAGGAUUUGUUGGUGUACAUGGCGGACCAGGACGAGAUCAUGGAGGGGUUGAAGGCCCAGAUGGAGGCGUUGCGGGUUCAGUCGGCGCAGCCUGAACAUGAUACGAGUACACGUGAGACGAGUCCACAACGGCAGCCGACGGCGGAGUUCCAGCAGCAGCAACAGGCGUAUUAUCCGCACGAGCAGCAAGCCCCGGUGGUGUCGACGGACGUGCCUGAGGGUCCGAACAGAAUAUAUGUGGGGGAACUGCCGACCUUCUUGAAUGAGGAGCCAGUGAUGGAGCUGUUGCAGACGUUUGGGUAUUUGAAGGCGUUUACGUUGAUCAAAGAUAAUUUCACGGGUGUGUCUACGGGCGUGGCGUAUUGCGAGUAUGCGGACCCGACGACGACGGACGUGGCGUGUCAGGGGUUGAAUGGGAUGGAGAUUGCGGGUGGGAAGCUGGUUGUGAGGCGGGCAGACGAAACCAGUGUCGGGUCCGAUCAGCUCGCGGCUCCGCAGGGGGGUUAUGAGGGUCCCGCGUACGCUACGGACGGACAGGGGUACGAUGGAAAGGUAUACGAUGCGAACGUCCACUCCCAUGCACAUACCGGCCACGACCACGGGCACAACCACACUGGGCAUGACCACCACCACCACCACCACCACCACCACCAAGCGCCACCACCAACGUCCGGUUACCCAAACUACCCCACCUACAACUACACAACCCAAGCCCCAUCAAACCAGACACACUCACCAACCCACACCUACCUCGCAACCCACCCCUACACCUCCCCCUCCACUCCCCCAGUCCACUCCCAACAGCACACGUACAAUAAUGCACAUACACAGGAGGGCUACAACAACGGGAUGGUGCAGCAUCACCAACGGCAACAUCAAGGGCAGGGGCAUGGCCACACGUCUCAGCAUGGGGAUGUAACGACCGCGGAGCAUCAACAACCGCACCCGUUCGCAAAGACGGAUACGGCGUCGUUGUUUGGGGAGUCUGCGGGGAGUUUUUUGUGAAAUACAAUACAAACCCGGCCUGCACACCGGCAGCGGAAGUAGAGCAUCUGACGGCAUUGGCGAUUUGCUGGUUUCGAGAUUUCCCCCUCCUCCCCUUUGGUCGUCCUAUCGCCGC